Molecule: messenger RNA, 2994 nt
Organism: Acomys russatus (golden spiny mouse)
Lineage: Eukaryota; Metazoa; Chordata; Mammalia; Rodentia; Muridae
Gene: Lig4
Product: DNA ligase 4
Exons: 2
Coding region: 189-2927 (912 amino acids)
Biological process (GO): DNA biosynthetic process; immunoglobulin V(D)J recombination; double-strand break repair via nonhomologous end joining
Cellular component (GO): DNA ligase IV complex; DNA-dependent protein kinase-DNA ligase 4 complex
Molecular function (GO): ATP binding; DNA binding; DNA ligase (ATP) activity
Source: RefSeq, a predicted model, not a curated record
GAGCCGCCUGCUUCGCCCGGGCCUUUAAACGGCGCAAGGACCCGCCCCCCGCCCCCACAGUGCCUGCGCGGCGAGCAGCUGGCGGAACCGGCUUACGGUGGCGACAGCUUCCGGUCAGAACGAGGCUGGGCGGUGUGACGGGACGCCGCCGGGCAAACGUUAAAGCCAGAGGACUUGCUGUCGCUUCUAUGGCUACCUCACAAACUUCACAAAUUGUCGCAGCUCAUGUCCCCUUUGCAGAUCUAUGCUCCACCUUAGAACGAAUGCAGAAAAGCAAAGACCGUGCAGAAAAAAUCAGGCACUUCAAGGAAUUUUUAGAUUCUUGGAGAAAUUUUCAUGACGCCCUUCAUAAGAACAAGAAGGGCGUCACGGACUCUUUUUACCCGGCCAUGCGGCUUAUUCUUCCCCAGUUGGAAAGAGAGAGGAUGGCUUACGGCAUCAAAGAAACCAUGCUCGCUAAGCUUUACAUCGAGCUGCUGAACUUACCGAGAGGAGGCAAGGACGCCCUAAAGCUCCUGAACUACCGGACGCCCAGCGGAGCGCGUGCCGACGCCGGCGACUUCGCCAUGGUCGCCUACUUUGUGUUGAAGCCCAGGUGCCUGCAGAAAGGAAGCUUGACCAUACAGCAGGUGAAUGACCUCUUGGACUUAGUUGCCAGCAAUAAUUCCAACAAGAAAAAAGACCUGGUGAAAAAGAGCCUUCUUCAGCUAAUUACCCAGAGCUCCGCCCUGGAGCAAAAGUGGCUGAUCCGCAUGAUCAUCAAAGACCUAAAGCUCGGCGUCAGUCAGCAGACUGUACUUUCCGCCUUUCACAACGACGCAGUUGAGUUGCACAGCGUCACCACGGAUCUGGAAAAGGUCUGUAGGCAGCUACACGACCCCUCCGUGGGGCUCAGUGACAUCUCCAUCACCCUGUUUUCUGCCUUUAAGCCGAUGCUAGCCGCCGUGGCCGACGUGGAGCGCGUGGAGAAGGACAUGAAACAGCAGCGCUUCUACAUCGAAACCAAGCUGGACGGCGAGCGCAUGCAGAUGCACAAGGACGGGGCGCAGUACCAGUACUUCUCCAGGAACGGCUACGACUACACCGAUCAGUUCGGCAGAUCCCCCCAGGAAGGCUCUCUCACCCCAUUUAUCCACAGUGCGUUCGGGACAGACGUGCAGGUGUGCAUCCUUGAUGGCGAGAUGAUGGCCUACAACCCAGCCACGCAGACCUUCAUGCAGAAGGGGACCAAGUUUGACAUCAAAAGGAUGGUGGAAGAUUCCGACCUGCAGACGUGCUACUGUGUUUUCGACGUGUUGAUGGUUAACAACAAGAAGCUAGGGCGUGAGACGCUGAGGAGGAGGUACGACAUCCUCAACGGCACGUUUACACCCAUCCAAGGCCGGAUAGAGAUCGUGCAGAAAACGCAGGCGCAUACGAAGAAGGAGGUGGUGGACGCACUGAAUGACGCGAUCGAUAAGAGGGAGGAAGGGAUCAUGAUCAAACACCCUCUGUCCAUUUACAAGCCGGACAAAAGAGGUGAAGGGUGGCUAAAAGUUAAGCCAGAGUACGUCAGCGGAUUAAUGGACGAGUUAGACCUCUUAAUUGUGGGGGGCUACUGGGGCAAGGGCUCACGAGGCGGCAUGAUGUCGCACUUCCUGUGUGCAGUGGCAGAGACUCCGCCCCCCGGCGACAGGCCGGCUGCAUUCCACACGCUGUGCCGUGUUGGCUCAGGGUACACCAUGAAAGAGCUCUACGAUCUGGGCUUGAGACUAGCCAAACACUGGAAGCCUUUUCAGAAGAGAUCUCCGCCGAGCAGCAUCUUGUGUGGAACGGAGAAGCCGGAAGUCUACAUCGAGCCCCGCGAUUCUGUCAUUAUCCAGGUCAAGGCCGCGGAGAUCGUCCCCAGCGACAUGUACAAGACCGGCUCCACGCUGCGCUUCCCACGCAUCGAGAAGAUCAGAGACGACAAGGAGUGGCACGAGUGCAUGACGCUGGGCGACUUGGAGCAGCUGAGGGGAAAAGCGUCUGGGAAGCUCGCCACAAGACACCUCCAUGUGGGCGACGAUGACGAACCCCGGGAAAAAAGGCGGAGACCCGUCUCCAGAGCGAAGAAAGCCAUUGGAAUUGUAGAGCAUUUAAAAGCGCCUAACCUUUCUAACAUCAGCAAGGUUUCCAGCGUAUUUGAAGAUGUUGAGUUUUGUGUCAUGAGUGGAUUGGACGGCCACCCAAAGUCUGACCUGGAGAACAGAAUUGCAGAACUUGGUGGCUAUGUGGUGCAGAACCCGGGCCCCGACACGUACUGCGUGAUCGCAGGGUGCGGGAACGUCAGGGUGAGAAACAUCGUCUCCUCAGACAGGCACGACGUGGUCAAGCCCGAGUGGCUCCUAGAGUGUUUUAAAACAAAGACGUGCGUGCCGUGGCAGCCUCGCUUUAUGGUUCACAUGUGUCCAUCGACGAAGCAGAACUUCGCCCGCGAAUAUGAUCGCUAUGGCGAUAGCUAUUUUGUCGAUACGGACUUGGGUCAACUGAAAGAGGUGUUUUCGGGAAUGAGGAAAGGCAGCGGGCAGCAGACUCCUGAAGAAAUGGCCCCUGUGAUCGCCGACUUGGAAUAUCGUUACUCCUGGGAUCACGCUCCUCUCAGUAUGUUUCGACACUACACGGUUUAUUUGGACUUGUAUGCUGUCAUUAAUGACCUGAGUUCCAAAACUGAGGCGACGAGAUUAGGUGUGACAGCGCUUGAGCUGCGGUUUCAUGGAGCAAAGGUCGUUUCUCGCCUGUCCGAGGGGGUCUCUCAUGUAGUCGUUGGGGAAGACCAGAGACGAGUUGCAGACUUCAAAGUUUUCAGAAGAACUCUCAAGAAAAAGUUUAAAAUCCUGCAAGAGCGUUGGGUGACCGAUUCAGUAGACAAGGGUGAACUGCAGGAGGAAACCCGGUAUUUGCUUUAGAGCCAGCCAGCCAGGGAAAGCGGUAGCUGUGCCAGACCACAGCAGGCAGCAAUGAUGAACGGGUGAC